Molecule: messenger RNA, 744 nt
Organism: Kockovaella imperatae
Lineage: Eukaryota; Fungi; Basidiomycota; Tremellomycetes; Tremellales; Cuniculitremaceae
Product: putative 60S ribosomal protein L10
Exons: 5
Coding region: 76-723 (215 amino acids)
Biological process (GO): ribosomal large subunit assembly; translation
Cellular component (GO): ribosome; cytosolic large ribosomal subunit
Molecular function (GO): structural constituent of ribosome
Source: RefSeq, a predicted model, not a curated record
CAGAGCUAGACCGGGAGUCGUCUUGAUCAUCAACCUCAUACUUCGAAACCCAUAAACCAGAGAUAAUCUGUCAAAAUGGGUCGACGUCCCGCUCGUUGCUACCGAUACUGCAAGAACAAGCCCUUCCCUAAAUCACGAUACAACCGUGGAGUUCCCGAAGCCAAGAUCAAGAUCUAUGACUUGGGACGAAAGCGAGCCUCUGUCGAUGACUUCCCCUUCUGCUGCCAUCUCGUUUCCGACGAAUACGAACAACUUUCCUCAGAAGCCCUUGAAGCCGCUCGAAUUUGUGCCAACAAGUACAUUGUCAAGACGGCUGGAAAGGAUGCUUUCCACAUGAGAGUUCGAGUUCACCCAUUCCACAUCAUCCGAAUCAACAAGAUGUUGUCCUGUGCCGGUGCCGAUAGACUGCAACAGGGUAUGCGUGGAGCUUGGGGUAAACCAUACGGUUCCGUCGCUCGUGUCAACAUUGGACAAGUCAUCAUGUCUAUCCGAUGCAAGGACUCUCACCGAUCUGUCAUCAUCGAGGCUCUCCGACGUGCUCGAUACAAGUUCCCUGGAAGGCAGAAGAUUGUCAUCUCCAAGAAGUGGGGUUUCACCUCGCUCGACAGAGCCGACUACGCCGCUCUCAAGAAGGAGAAGUUGGUCAUCAACGACGGUGCUUACGUUCAGGUUAGACAUCGCAUCAUUCUUUCCCUUUACGAAAACGCUAACCCCUGUUCAUAGUUCAUCAAGCCCAAGGGUCCC